CAUUGGCUUACAGUCGGUUUUUUCCCAUUCUUCAUCUCUGUGCCUGAAGUAAUCUUCCCCACAGGAAACUGGAGUUUCACUUGAUUCUAUCUCUCAAAAACGAAGAUUAAGAACCGCAGUCCACAAUGAAGGCAUACUGGUACGACAACAAGCCGGGUGACCAGCGCGAGCCCCACGACUCCGGUCGCCCUGUCUCCGAAGACUAUCUCGCCUCUAUCGGUGUCUUUUACCGCUACUGCCCUGAUAUCGAGACUGUUAAUACUUUGGCCGAGGAGCGCGGAUACAAGAACCGCGAUGAGGUUUGCGUCUCUCCCCAGACCAUGGGUGAUCUCUACGAGUCGAAGGUGAAGAUGUUUUUUGCUGAGCAUCUUCACGAGGAUGAGGAAAUUCGGUACAUCCGCGACGGCGAGGGCUACUUCGACGUGCGUGGCCAGGAGGACGAAUGGGUCCGGAUUCAGCUUAGCAAGGAUGACCUCAUCAUCCUUCCCGCCGGGAUUUACCAUCGAUUCACGACCGAUGAGAAGAACUAUGUCAAGGCUAUGCGCCUUUUCCAGGAAGAGCCCAAGUGGACGCCUUUGAACCGUAGCAAAGAGGUGGAUACUAACCCGCACCGGAAGACAUACCUUGGUACUCUCUCUAGCGCUGCUGUGACUGCUAACUAAACCGGUGCCAUACUAGGUUUAGGAUUAAGCAGGGACAAACCUUAGGGAGGUUCAAUCGGCCUGGUGAUCUACAUCUUUCCGGGUGACAGGCAUGACUACAUUGAACGAUUAGAUGUGUAUAUACCAAAGCAAUGAGAUCCAUGACAAAU
Aspergillus alliaceus is the source of this 811-nucleotide messenger RNA. RefSeq names its product acireductone dioxygenase (Ni2+-requiring). Gene Ontology annotation, molecular function: acireductone dioxygenase [iron(II)-requiring] activity. The transcript has 3 exons. The coding region runs from base 126 to 662 and encodes 178 amino acids. NCBI's taxonomy places the organism in Eukaryota, Fungi, Ascomycota, Eurotiomycetes, Eurotiales, Aspergillaceae. The record is from RefSeq and is a predicted model, not a curated record.